GUAAUCGGGGGGUGAGUAUCCCUCCCCAAGGUCCUCGGGGUGAAGCUCUGCGCAUGCGCACCCGCGCCCUCUUGUCCGCCAUAUCUACUCAUCCGCGUUCAGUUCAUCUCCAAAGUUCGUUCGAGUUUCAUCAGACCUAUCACAAGCCACCGAACUAAAAUGGUUGACGCAGCUGUACUGGAAAAGCUCGAAGCUGGAUUCAAGAAGCUCGAAUCUUCCGAUUCCAAGUCCCUGCUGAAGAAGUACCUCACCAGGGAUGUGUUCGACAAGCUGAAGAACUUGAAGACCCCAACUUUUGGCUCAACCCUCCUCGACUGCAUCCAGUCAGGUAUUGAAAACUUGGACUCUGGCGUUGGUAUCUAUGCACCAGAUGCUGAAGCUUACUCCGUGUUCUCCGAACUGUUUGACCCAAUCAUUGAGGACUACCACAAGGGGUUCAAGAAGUCUGACUCCCAUCCUCCCAAGGAAUGGGGUGAUGUCGAGACCUUUGGAAACCUCGACCCUACUGGUGAGUUCAUCAUCUCUACAAGAGUCCGGUGCGGAAGGUCGAUGGAAGGCUACCCCUUCAACCCCUGCCUUACCGAGGGCCAGUACAAGGAGAUGGAGGACAAAGUAUCCUCCACCCUGACCUGCCUCACCGACGAGCUCAAGGGCACCUACUACCCCCUGACUGGUAUGUCAAAGGAGACUCAGCAGAAGCUCAUCGAUGACCACUUCCUCUUCAAGGAGGGUGACAGGUUCCUUCAGGCCGCUAACGCCUGCAGAUUCUGGCCGACCGGGCGUGGUAUCUACCACAACGACAACAAGACCUUCUUAGUCUGGUGCAAUGAGGAGGAUCACCUUCGACUCAUCUCCAUGCAAAUGGGUGGUGAUCUUGGACAGGUUUACAGACGCCUGGUCUCUGCUGUAAAUGAAAUCGAGAAGAAGGUCCCCUUCUCUCAUCACGAUAGAUUAGGUUUCCUCACCUUCUGCCCGACCAACCUCGGUACCACCGUCAGGGCCUCUGUACACAUCAAAGUUCCUAAGCUCGCUGCCAACAAGGAAAAGCUUGAAGAAGUCGCAGCUCGCUAUAACCUCCAAGUCCGUGGUACUAGAGGAGAGCAUACCGAAGCUGAGGGUGGUGUUUACGACAUCUCCAACAAGAGGAGGAUGGGCUUGACUGAGUUUCAGGCUGUGAAAGAAAUGAAUGACGGAAUUGCUGAAAUCAUUAAGAUUGAAAAGGAACUUUAACUGCCAUUUAUUGAUAAAGUUCCCCUCGAUGGCUAUACACAAGGCAGGCACGUUCGAUAAGGUGCAGCACCACAUUUCAUCCCCUACCCUCCCUUCUCACUUUGAAACUCACGAAUAACUUAUUCCCUGUUUAGUGUUGAUAAGUUGAUUCGUUUCAAAAUAGUUGUAUUUAAAAAAUAAAUAAAUGUUAUUUAUUAGAAAACCUAUAUCGCCUCUGUAUUCAUGUUAAUUAUAUUUAUUAGUUGCCGCACUAGUCAUAGGUAAUGUUUAAAAAAAAAAAAAAAGCAGAUGGUCUACUGUUAAUGUAACUAGUGUCGUCUAUGUUGUACAUUUUGUGACAACAUAGAAUGUACAAAUAAAAAAAUAAUUUUAAUAUAAUUAAUUAUUAUCAUUACAUAAAUAUAUAUAUAAUAUAUAUAUAAAUGUGCUAAAUAUACAGCAACAUAUUUGC
This is a messenger RNA of Nezara viridula (southern green stink bug), 1681 nucleotides long. The record is from the annotation of a GenBank genome assembly. Lineage: Eukaryota; Metazoa; Arthropoda; Insecta; Hemiptera; Pentatomidae.